Liolophura sinensis is the source of this 6179-nucleotide messenger RNA. RefSeq names its product protein-L-isoaspartate O-methyltransferase domain-containing protein 1-like. Gene Ontology annotation, molecular function: protein-L-isoaspartate (D-aspartate) O-methyltransferase activity. The record is from RefSeq and is a predicted model, not a curated record. The transcript is spliced from 5 exons. NCBI's taxonomy places the organism in Eukaryota, Metazoa, Mollusca, Polyplacophora, Chitonida, Chitonidae. Bases 251 to 1876 code for a protein of 541 amino acids. Gene Ontology annotation, cellular component: cytoplasm. Gene Ontology annotation, biological process: protein modification process.
AGUUGUUUUGAUCAGUGCAGAGAAAUUUCUGUGCCUUUUUUUCGACGCAAAAGCCAAAUAUUUUCUUCACAGACGGGGGACGUGCUGUAUGUUUGAAAUAGUGUGUUAGGAACUAUUCCAGUGUUCCAUGCAUAUAGUCUUCGUUCUUGAUCCCCGCAAGAUCGGAUAUACGGAAGUAGGUUAUCUGUCAAACUAGCUUGAUGCAGAUUCUGCACGCAUUGCAGUGUUUGUUUUCCUUCGAAGUUUAGCCAUGGGUGGUGCAGUGAGUACAGGAGAAGACAAUGACGACCUCAUUGAUAAUUUGGUUGCUGCGGAGUACAUAAAAAACCCACUGGUGGAGAAGGUGUUUCGUGCUGUGGACAGAGCCGAGUACUACCUCCCUGAAAGCCGCGACACUGCCUACAGAGACUUGGCCUGGAAACAUGGCCAUCUGCAUCUGUCCGCCCCCUGUAUCUAUUCUGAGGUGAUGGAAUCGCUUAAACUGGAGCGUGGUCUGUCCUUCCUCAACCUUGGCAGCGGCACGGGAUACUUAAGUACAAUGGUCGGGCUCAUCACAGGCCCAUACGCGGUGAAUCAUGGAGUAGAGCUGCACGUGGAUGUAGUCGACUACGCUAGAGAACGACUGGAGGAGUUCAAGAGGAAGUGUGAGGCAUUUGAUGAGUUUGAGUUCAGCGAGCCAGUCUUUGUGUCUGGGAACUGCCUGUUGCUGAACUCAGAGUGUCGGCUGUAUGACCGUGUGUACUGUGGAGCAGCCUGCCCACCCGAACAUGAAAACUACAUGAAAAACUUGAUUAAGAUUGGAGGAAUUUUAGUCAUGCCACUCAAUGAUCAGCUGCUACAGAUUAUCAGGACAGGAGAAAGUGCUUGGGAGUCCAGAAAUGUUCUACCUGUCUCUUUUGCGUCCUUGGUGAUGCCAACACAAGAAACAGGGCUGGACAUGGUCGAAUUACCUGAGGCAGCCAUUCCAAGUCUUCAGGAUGCCUGUAGGCUUUGUGUUAGAAAGAUACUUCGAGAGGCCAUUCACAAGGAACAUCCCACAAUGGAACGCACCAGGCAGAGGAAACCUAGGCGUAAGCGUAAUCGUCAAAAGAAGAUAAAUAUUGUGCCGAUGAGUAUGGGGAUGAUGAUCCUGGGUCAGUUUGACGGAAGCGAUGAUGAGGAGAGACGGGCUGUGAUACACACUGAGGAUGUGGAUGCUGAGGACGAGUCAGAUGGACUGUCUGACAGAGAAGAGGAGGAAGAGGAGGAGUCUGAGGUGCCGGAGUCAACCAUGGAGGCCAGGUCUGGGAAGUCUGCACAGUCUGCAGCAGCGAGGUCUGUUACAUCCAAGUCCAUGCCAGUGUUAACCGUGUCCCAAAAGAAGCCCAUGAAAGAAGUAGAGCGUGACGAGUUCUGUGUUUGUAACAUGGAAGAAACUGUGUCAUCAGCAAGGAGCUCAAGGAAGAAUGGCCACCAGGUCGAGAAGGAACGUUUGGGAAGACGUUCUCGUGCUGCUCCUGCGGAUUCAGGAAAAGACACAUCCUCUGAUGAUUCGGACGAUGACUUUGAUAUGCACAUAGUAGAGAUGUUGCGUAGUAGCGCCAUGGGAAUGAGAGAAAGCCCUCCACGCAAGGUACGCUGCUCUUCCAGCACGAGUGCAGACACUUCAGAAACCUCUGGCGUCUGCACUGUAAGUGAUCAUUCUGACGAGAGCGUUGGUAAGCCAUCUCCAGAAGUGGGCAGUCCUCCAAUGCUUCUGGGCUCCAGUGCCCCAUCCAAACCUCCGCUCUUCAGCCAAGACAACCAGGACAACAUCAGAUGUUACAUGAAAGAGAAGAUAUCCUUCCUGCCAAUCCCAGCAGCCCUCAAAGCCUAUCUCAUGUACUACAGGAAUUAAGGCCUGCAGAACAGUAUGGCACCAAAUAGCCGUUUUUGGAACUUAAUAGUGAUUUGCCAUAAACAUUAUUAAACUGUGUGGUGAUUAAAUAUCUCUGUAUCCAGUGGAUUACAUUGUGUUCGGUUUCCUGUGCUCAAACUUAAAAGGUGUCCAUGAUCAGGAUUUGGUCACUGUUACACUUGAUUAAUCAGACUGGUUACAUGUUACAUUUACAGUAUAUUUACCCAUGAAGUGCUUUUAUGGCCAUAAGAGUAUGGGCCAAGUUGUUCAAAAGUGUAUUGGCAGUUAGGAAAUUUUGUCUGGACUGAAUUGCUCCCAUUAGUUCUAUAUUAGAACAAAACUGUUUCGAGGUAUCAGCCUGGUUUAACUUUCAAUACACUUCUGAACAGUCAACCCAUGGACAGCUAAUUCCAUGCUGGUCUGUCCUUGAUGAAACGUGUAAAUCUGUUUUCCUGUAAUUUUGUCAAGAACUUUAUGUAAUACGCAAGAUUUUUUUGACAGGCACACAUAAUUCAAAAUGGUGAAAAUGUUACUAUGUCAACAUAUAACAGUAUAUCAAACUUAUAUCAGACUCACAAAUGUUUACUUGACACUUAGGAAUGCGGACUAAUAUUGCAAAACAUUUGAUAUAAGCAAUUGAUUACAGUCUAUUUUGAAUAGUUUUCAAGUUGAGUUGCCAAGGCAGAGUUAAGGCUCAGAAGCGGAUAUCUGAAAAUUUGCAGGAAACCAAUUUCCAUAGUUUCAUGAAAGAUUGUCGCUUGUGUGGGUGGCACUGAAAACCUUCUGUCUGCCUCUGUAAUUACUCUCAGCGGCUCAGAUUAAACAAUGCAACUGACCAGAGGAACCAUACAAAUCAGUUUUGAGCUUGUUUCUGUGAUUGUUAGGGACAUUUUUUUCUACGGUUUUUGCUUGCAAGGAAGGCCAGGUUUGUAUCUUAGCGGUCUUUCUUAUUCAACCAGCUUCUCACUUCAUCAUGUUUAUAAUUGGGAGGGUUUUAAAAUGAAAAUUCACCAGAAAUUAGCAUCCACAUACGUGCUGUUAUAAUGCAUAAAAUGAAAAAGCGGAAGAGGGAUGUUUACUCUUUUUUUUCAUUGUACAUUACAAAAUUUUGGUGGAGAUUUUAAGGCACAGAAUGUGAUAUAGGUUAAAGCCUAAUAUAGCCAUUGAUUUUAUGAUGAGUAAUCAAUACAGUCAAUGUUUUAAUAAAAAAAAAAAAAAAAUGUCUUUUCCUGAACUUGCUGAGGCAUAGUCAUUUGCUUUUGAAAUAGUUCUGUUCAAUUUUCAAAGUGCUUUUUUGUAGGUUUGUUAGCAAUGUUAAUUAUAGUGUUUGAUUUAAUUACACAUACAAGCAUGUUGUUUAUUGUAAUAAUCUCUUGAAUUUCUAAGGACCAGCAUAUGUCAGUUAGGUCAUGCAAAUUGGCUGAUCGAUAAUUUAAUUUGGCAUGUCCUGUAUUUAAAUUAUCUUCAUGUUAACUUAAAUUGCGAACUUGCAAGUGUACAAUUCAGUGUUUUAGCAUCCUAUAAAGUUCUGAUAUAAGCAUGCAUAAAUGUGUAACAUUUAGUGUCCUCAUUUCUUGAAAAAGAUAAAGUAAGUGCACAUAUUGUAACUUAAGUUGAACUUGAGGUUAUAGUAGCAAACAGAUCUGGUUUUGUCCCGUUUACUGCAAGCUAAUUUCAUAGCGAUGCUUGUUCUUUGUAUUAAUUAUACCCGAGGGAUAGCGUUAUGUUAAUGGAGAGGGCUUCAGGAGAAAAAAAAACAAAACAAAAAACAGUUGACUUAUUUAGGGCUUCUGUAUGGCAGUUGCAAAGUUCCUUUUAUUAAAAGGCAAAGAUUUUUUGUUUGGAGUGCGCCUACAAGAAAGAAAAAGGAAAAAGCAAAUGAAGAUGAAUACAGGUUUUACAAACAAGGCUGUGAUUUUGAGACAAAAAGGUUAUAAUAUGCAUUUAUGAUAACUUUAACAUUUACAUUUUCAUUGACAUGUAGCAUUUCCUUUUAUGGUAAGAUGUGGGAAGUGUAGCUGUACAUACUGUAUAUUACUUGUAUUGAAAUGACAUUUGUUUGAUCUUUGUUGUGUUAUAAUAUGAGCAAUGCUGUGGCUAAAUUUGUCUAGUUAAUGCACUGUAUACUCUUAAAUCUAUAUUUUAAUGGGUGCAAAUGCUACAUGGUAGAAGUUCAUUGUUUUGUUCUGCUUCGUCAGUUUUAGUGCUUCCUUGACUUUUUUGUUAUUAAGCUGGACUGAUAAGUAGUGUAAUUCCUGUUUUACAUACGAGUACUUUACAAACAGUUGCAGAAUCAUAAAUUUGUUUUAAUAUUAGCAUGGUAUCAUUUUCAUCAGUUCCCAUGUGGUUUGGUAAAGAAGUAUAAGCAGCUGUACAGAUAAUUGUCAUCCAGGUUAAUUGCUGUUAUUUAUUUCAAGUGCACAUCGUCAAGUUGGUGGUAUAAUUUUACGCAUGUAUAGUGCUGAUGGGUACACAUGUACUCACAAGUUUCAUGUUUGCUGUUGCUAUAUUUAACACAAUGGAAUAACAAACCCGUUUCAUUGUUUUCCCUGCAAUAAACAAGACUGGGCAUAUGUGUAUCGUCCACAUAAACAGUGAUAUCCUGGUCAUCAAGAUUUCCCGCUCAUAGAAUGUUCCAUCUCCCACAAUCAGUCACUCAGGAUCAUCUAGAGGUUGUCUGAACUCCACAGUUGCCAUUACCAAUAUUAAAGGGCAGGAUAUCUGCUUUCAAGUACAUGUAUGCUCAGAUUAAAAGGAAGGAAAACAUAAUAAAUAAGCAUGAGUAGAAAAGCCUUGAAAAACUGUAUCUGAAAAUACCUGUACUUAUUUUUGGUAUUAUAUAUAUUUUUUUGUACUGAAUUAAAUGUCAAAUGUAUUUCAAUGUAACACUUUCCUGCAUUCCUACAGACAAACCAAUUUAGUUUGUUGUUUUAUGAGAAGAAUACAAUUUUUUCAGUGUUGGAAGUGGUCAUAAAAAAUAGAUAAUAAGAUAAAAACAGAUAAAAAGUGAAAAACAAAUUUAAAAAGUGGAUUUUAAGGUUUUUAUGUAUUUCGUUGUGCAUGAUUUGCGUGAAAAACAAAAAAUAAAAUUGGCAUUUAAUGUCAGAUUUGCUGUUUUGUGCAGGCACACACCAUGUAAGUAAAGUUCUUGAGAACUUUUAUUUAGGCAUAGGCAUAGUAAAAAUUAUGCUGUAUAUUUUUCAGUAUGAUUCAUACGCACAAGUGCACAGUCCAAGCAUUAACUGCAUUUAAUUCAGUAGAAAAAAAAUCCAUAGAACAAACAAGCUAUUUUCAAAUGCAGGUGUUGAUGGCUUUUCUACUGAUGCUUCAUGUACUUGAAACAUCACUGUACAGUGCCGAUGGCCUUAUAUGAAAAUGUUGUUUUUUUGUUUUGACUGCCCUGUGUCCUUGGUUCCCGUUACAUCCCUUCCAUUCAGCAGGUGUAGUGGUCAUCCAGUUUUAACUGUCCUAGUGGAUGUGCAUGCACAUAGACCUGCAUGCAUAUUGUCUCCCAGCCAUGAGUGUGUCAGUUCCUAGUGGCAGGGCACUUCCUACACUGUAUAUACUUAGCAAUCAGUGCAUUCACAUGAAUCAGUGAAAUUCACAAAACCUUUGGCAUCAGCGAAGAAGUUACUGUUCAAAUUUGUAUCUGCAGGAAUGAGCAGUUUGUCACAUGGUGUGUUUAUUAGCCACUGUUAGGGAACCUUUGUAUAACUUGUACAAAGGCUUGUAUAACUUGGUUUAAGGAGUCAAGCCAAUCCUUAGAUUUUGAAGUUUGUGCCAUAUAUUCAUAUGAACUGUAAUGGUUUUGUAUUGUCACUACAUUCUUGAGAAUGGCAUUUUAAACACCUGUCAUAUAAAUAAAUAUAGUCACUUAUAAAAGUUUAGCCAUGUAUCAAAAAGCUUCUAUGCCUUACCCCAAGGAUUUGACUUUCACAAAAAUCUGUAAAUCAAGUCUUUUGAACAGUGCUAUGUUUGAAUAAUGCGUUAUGUACUGUCAUGCCAGUAAGAAAAAAGAAAAAAGUGGACUAGAAAAAUGGACUAGACUUACAAAAUUUGGUGAAAGCCUACCCUGUAUGUGUAAUGCCAUCGUUGUCAAGUGAGAAUGACUGUCUUUAUUAAGGACAAAUUUAGGCUGUUAUCAAUAUACAGUCUGUAAUGUGUGUAUACAAUGUCACAAAACACCUUGAAAAUAGUUCCAGAUGACACUUAGGUGUGGAGAAUGUACAUAUUGUCUCAGAAGGUAACAAUGUACUUUGUAAUAGGUGAAACGUUUGAACAGUAAUAAACAAAAUGUACAGGA